This is a messenger RNA of Vicia villosa (hairy vetch), 3778 nucleotides long. Its product is annotated as E3 ubiquitin ligase PQT3-like. The transcript has 15 exons. Bases 880 to 3561 code for a protein of 893 amino acids. Gene Ontology annotation, cellular component: nucleus. Gene Ontology annotation, molecular function: zinc ion binding; ubiquitin protein ligase activity; nucleic acid binding. The record is from RefSeq and is a predicted model, not a curated record. Gene Ontology annotation, biological process: mRNA processing; protein ubiquitination; ubiquitin-dependent protein catabolic process. NCBI's taxonomy places the organism in Eukaryota, Viridiplantae, Streptophyta, Magnoliopsida, Fabales, Fabaceae.
GGAUUCCAAAUCCACAAAAAUCACAACACAACACCCCUUCUCUCGUGAGUUCCAUAAUUCACCAUUCUCUCUUUUUGCUCCAUUUCUCUCUUUUCCCACUCCUCUGCUUCUCUCACCCUAACUUUCCCAACCCUAGCCCCUUUUUACUCCAACGGAAAUUCCUUCAAUUCUCCGUAACGGUUUCUCGAUCCGCUUAUCCGUUACCAGAAAUCAAUUCAGAUUUUCCGUUGCUUCAACACUAGAAGAACAAGGAGGAGAUGCUCGCGACUCUCAUCUGAAGCUCCGUCGUCGCCGUUCAACGAGGUUUCCAUCUGAAUCAGAAUCAGAACAACCGCUCACUGUCUCGUCGUGUUUGAUUGUGUUGGAUUGGAUUACCGAAGGAACAGACAAAUCUUGUUUGUUGUUAUUCCUCUUCGGUUCAAUUCGAUUCCACAACAAACCCUAGUUACUGUUGAUAUGGCUUCUCGAAGCUUCUGAUUUCAUAGGGCUUUGCUUCUCCGGAUUUGGAUUUGGAUUCGUCUGUUCAGAAGGAGAUUUUUUAGUUGUACAAGGAAUUUGAUUUCUCUAGAUUCGGAGUUUCUUAAGGAAGACGAAGCUGCAGAAAACUGUUGAAGAAUUCUAGAAGUGAAUCUCAUCUUUGUGGCGAUUGGUUCGAUUUGUUCGAUCUUUACCUUAGUAUAAUUUGCAAGUGUAGGAAAAAAAAGAGAAGAAAAAAAAAUAAGUUUGAGUUUAUUGUACUUUUUUAUUUGUUUUGAGUUUCAAUAACAGGGCUUUCUAUUAUUAUUAUUUUUAAAUUUCAGAGGCCCUUUGAUUCUCUUUGUGUUUUGUUAUUGCUUUGGUAAAUUAAUCUUCUUUUAUAGAUUGAAAGAGAAAUAUACCAUGGCGGUGUAUUAUAAAUUUAAAAGUGCAAGAGAUUAUGAUUCAAUUCCCAUGGAUGGUCCUUUCAUAUCUGUUGGUACUUUGAAAGAAAAAAUAUUUGAAUCCAAGCAUUUAGGGAGAGGUACAGAUUUUGAUCUUCUGGUCACCACCAACGCCCAGACCAAUGAAGAAUAUCUUGACGAAGAAACGUUGGUCCCUAAAAAUACCUCGGUGUUAAUUCGUCGAGUACCAGGACAGCGACGUUUACCAAUUGUUGCCGAACUACAACAAAAGGUGGAAAAUAACAUGGUGGAGACUGAUCCUGGGAACAGUAGCUUAGCAGCUGAAGAUAUGUCUGCCAUGAAAUAUCCCGAAGAUUCAGACUGGGAUGAAUUUGGUAAUGAUUUGUAUUCAAUACCCGAUCAACUUCCAGUUCAAUCGGUCAACUUGAUUCCAGAGGCUCCUCCCACAAGCAAAGUUGAUGAAGAAAGUAAGCUUAAAGCGUUGAUUGAUACUCCAGCGUUGGAUUGGCAACAUCAAAGUUCAGACUUUGGCCCUGGUAGAGGUUUUGGAAGGGGCAUGGGUGGACGGAUGGGCGGUGGGCGUGGUUUUGGUUUGGAGCGGAAAACACCUCCACAAGGCUAUGUUUGUCACAGAUGCAAAAUGCCUGGACAUUUCAUUCAACACUGCCCUACAAAUGGUGAUCCAAAUUAUGACAUCAAGAGAGUCAAGCAACCUACUGGUAUCCCUAGAUCUAUGCUGAUGGUAAAUCCACAAGGUUCCUAUGCUUUACCAAAUGGUUCAGUAGCUGUUUUGAAGCCAAAUGAGGCUGCUUUUGAGAAAGAAAUAGAAGGGAUGCCAUCUACACGAUCUGUUGGGGAUCUACCACCUGAGCUCCACUGUCCCUUGUGCAGCAAUGUUAUGAAAGAUGCCGUGUUGACAAGCAAGUGUUGUUUUAAAAGUUUCUGUGACAAAUGUAUUAGGGACUAUAUCAUCUCCAAGUCCAGGUGCGUAUGUGGUGCAACAAAUAUUCUCGCAGAUGAUCUUUUACCGAAUAAGACACUAAGGGAUACCAUCAAUCGCAUACUGGAGUCAGGCAAUAGCAGUACUGAAAAUGCUGGAAGCACUUUUCAAGUUCAAGAUAUGGAGUCUGCCCGUUGUCCACAGCCGAAGAAUCCCUCUCCAACGUCAUCUGCUGCCUCCAAGGGAGAACUGAAGAUUUCACUUGUUAAUGAUGGAACACCAAAAAUACAGGAGACAGCUGGUGAAAUAAAAGCCAUUUCUGCCCCACAGCAGACGUCAGAGCAUGCAAAGAUCCCUAGAGUCGGUGAUGUAUCUGAAGCUACUCAUGAGUCGAUGAGUGUGAAGGAACCAGUGUCGCAAGGGAGUGCCCAGGUGGUUGAGGAAGAAGUGCAGCAAAAGCUGGUUCCUUCUGAGGCAGCAAAGAAAAAGAAAAAGAAGAAAGUCCGGAUGCCUGCAAAUGAUUUUCAGUGGAAACCCCCACAUGAUCUUGGAGCUGAGAACUAUAUGAUGCCAAUGGGCCCACCUCCUGGCUAUAAUCCAUACUGGAAUGGCAUCCAACCUGGUAUGGAUGGAUUUAUGGCACCAUAUGCUGGUCCAAUGCAUAUGAUGGGUUACGGUCUAGGCCCCUAUGACAUGCCAUUUGCAAAUGGUAUGGCUCAUGACCCAUUUGCAAAUGGUAUGCCUCAUGAUCCAUUUGCAAAUGGUAUGCCUCAUGAUCCAUUUGCAAAUGGUAUGGCUCAUGACCCAUUUGGCAUGCAUGGUUACAUGAUGCCUCCUAUUCCUCCUCCGCCUCAUAGGGAUCUUGCUGAGUUCAGUAUGGGGAUGAAUGGUCCACCUCCGGCUAUGAGUAGAGAGGAAUUUGAAGCUCGGAACGCCAAUUUGAGGAGGAAGCGUGAAAAUGAGAGGCGGGGGGAAAGGGACUUCUCCAAAGAUCGAGAGUUUGGUAGGGAAGCGAGCAGUGUUGGGGAUGUUUCUUCAAUAAAAUCAAAAACUAAACCUAUUCCACCGUCUGCGGGUAGUGAUUAUCAUCAACACCGCCAUCGUUCUGAACGUCUAUCUCCAGAUCGAACUCACCGUGAAGUGGAACCGCCACGUCCAAUUAAAAGAAAAUCAGAUCACCACUCAGAAUGCGAACGUGAUGAUAGGGAUCGCGACUACGACUACGACCGUCACCAGCAUCGCCGUCAUCACCGAACAGAAUCCUCAUCCAGGAAAUCAUUAGAACCAGUUGCCAAAUCCUCAUCCAGGAAAUCAUCGGAACCAGUUGCCAAAUCUACAUCUCGAAAGUCACCAGAACCAGUGGCAAAAUCCUCAUCGAAUGCUUCACAAGCUAUGGCGGCGGCGGCAGCCGCAGCGGCGGAGCGCAAGCAUAAGGCCAGCGUGUUCACACGGAUAAGUUUCCCUUCGGAGGAAGAAGCCGCUGCGAAGAAGAGAAAACUAAGCACUACUUCAGUGACAGAAUCUUCCACCGCGAUCGCCAGUGCAUCCGCGGCACCUUCCAAUAGCUAUUACGAAGGGAGGAAGAGUAACGCUGACAUGGAUGAUUAUGAAUCUAGCGACGAUGAACGGCAUUUCAAACGGAGGCCGUCAAGGUACGAGCCUUCUCCUCCGCCGCAGGCUACAGAUUGGAAGGAGGAAGGAAGACACUCUAGAGGAACUAGAGAUCGGAAGCAUCGAUAGGUGAAGAUUUUGAACGUGUUGUAGUGCUCUUUACGCAAUGAAAUUAUCGCCAACAAAAAACUUUACCUUUCUCUUCCGAUGCUUAAAAUAAACUUUGCUAGGAUGGUUUUGACCGUGUAACUUUGUUGUGACUGUUAAGUAUCAAUAAUUUCGUCCAUGUACAAUUAUGUACUAUGUUUUAUUCAAAUCUAAUUAAAUGUAUGUGUUGAUUUUUCCA